This is a messenger RNA of Tachyglossus aculeatus (Australian echidna), 519 nucleotides long. Its product is annotated as beta-1,3-N-acetylglucosaminyltransferase radical fringe-like. Gene Ontology annotation, biological process: regulation of Notch signaling pathway. Bases 1 to 519 code for a protein of 172 amino acids. Gene Ontology annotation, molecular function: O-fucosylpeptide 3-beta-N-acetylglucosaminyltransferase activity. The transcript has 6 exons. The record is from RefSeq and is a predicted model, not a curated record. Gene Ontology annotation, cellular component: membrane. Lineage: Eukaryota; Metazoa; Chordata; Mammalia; Monotremata; Tachyglossidae.
AUGGAGACCUUCAUCUUCACGGACGGGGAGGACGGGCUCCUGCGUCUCCGGGCAGGGGAUCAUGUCAUCAACACCAACUGCUGGGCCGUCCACAGGCGCCAGGCCCUCUGCUGCAAGAUGUCCGUGGAGUACCAGAAGUUCAUCGAGUCGGGCCGGAAGUGGUUCUGCCACGUGGACGACAACUACGUGAAUCCACGCGGCCUCCUGCGCCUGCUGUCGGCCUUCUCGCCCAGCCAGAACGUGUACCUGGGCCGCCCCAGCCUGGAAAACCCCAUCGAGACCGCCCACCGCCUCCGGGGGGACGGAGCCGACAACAGCAAUAAUAUCUCGUGCACAUUGUUCCUUCAUGAGAAAGCCUGCUUGAACAUGGGGCAAUUCACGUUCCACGAAGUGAAGUUGCUGCAUUCGGAGUCCUGCCACACGCUGGGCCCUGAUCGCUCCAUGCCGUUCAGAGGCCCCGAACUCUCCCCGGGUUCUGAGGAGAAAACGGUUCGGAGAUUGAAUCCUUUGGGUGCCUAA